GUUUGCUGUCACUGCUUGAGGACAACUUGAACUACAAAGUGGAGCAAAUAAACUAUUCCAAAUGGAGCUUUGAUUUUUUUUCCCUUCUACAUACAAACAUAACUUUUCUGCGUGAUAUUUCGAGUUUGCUACUAACCACAACUUUAACUGGCUCAAGUGCUUGUUUUAUUACACUGAGGCUUUUAAAUACAUUUAAUUUGUGUUGACUCUGCUUGUAGUCUAUUUUAAAUACAGCUUACUGCUUCACAUUCUUCAGUAGAAUUUUGCUUUUAGCAUAACUUUUUUUCAUUUGCGCAAGACUAAACACAUUAAGAUGUUGUUAUGCUUUAACGAUAGUUAACACCUUUUUGUAAGGUAUUUGUAUUAUUUAUUUUUUUUUUUCACUGAGCUGUUUAUUUUUGGGUGAGCACACUUUGGUUAACUUUGGUCUAAUCCUACACAUUACUUGUUCUAUUAAAACAAAGUCUUGAGGAUGCAGCUGUUUUUCUUUGGUGCAGUCUUGCUUUCUUUUUAUGAUAUUGGUAAAGCUGAGCCGGGACCGAAGUGCCCAGCGCGCUGUGAUGUGAGCAAAUGCCCCAGCCCCAGUUGCCCAAGCGGCUAUGUGCCUGACCGCUGUAACUGCUGCCUGGUGUGUGCGCACGGCGAGGGGGACCCUUGCGGGCGCAAAGAUGACUUACCCUGCGGAGACGGACUAGAGUGCAAGCACCCGACAGGCAAGCGCUUCGCGAAAGGUGUCUGUCAAUGCAAACUAGGCUACAAGGUGUGUGGCAGCGACGGCAAGACUUACCGCAAUGUUUGCCAGCUUAAAGCUAAGAGCAGGAAAGCGCUUCAGCAAGGACUGCCCACUAUUAUCCAGGCUCAGAAAGGCGCUUGCGAAUCAGGUCCCCAACACCCCAACAGUCCAAGAUUCAAGUUUAACUUCAUUGCAGAUGUCGUUGAGAAGAUUGCACCUGCAGUUGUGCAUAUUGAGCUCUUCUUAAGACAUCCACUGUUUGGGCGCAAUGUCCCUUUGUCCAGUGGUUCAGGAUUUAUUAUGUCUGAGACUGGCCUGAUUGUGACAAACGCCCACGUCGUAUCAAGCACAAGCACAAGCACAAGUGCAGGUCGACAGCAGCUGAAAGUGCAACUACACAACGGUGAUACUUACGAGGCCACGAUCAAAGACAUUGACAAGAAGUCAGACAUAGCAACGAUAAAGGUUAACCCUCAGAAAAAGCUGCAGGUGUUGUUGCUGGGCCUCUCUUCUGACCUCAGGCCUGGAGAAUUUGUUGUUGCUAUAGGGAGCCCCUUUGCUUUGCAAAACACAGUAACUACUGGGAUUGUCAGCACGGCUCAGAGAGAUGGGAAAGAGCUGGGCCUCAGGGACUCCGAUAUGGACUACAUUCAGACAGAUGCUAUUAUCAAUUAUGGGAAUUCAGGAGGCCCUCUUGUAAAUCUGGAUGGGGAGGUGAUUGGUAUCAAUACCUUAAAGGUGGCUGCUGGAAUCUCAUUUGCUAUUCCUUCUGAUCGAAUCACACAGUUCCUCAACGAGUCUCAUGACAAACACAGCAAAGUACAGCAAAGUCUAUUAAGGAGCUAUUACCAUAUUCCACAAUCUCAGACAUUGGUCUCUCAUACAGAGGUUAAAGCUGUGAAGAAGCGUUUCAUUGGCAUACGAAUGCUUACUAUUACCCCUGCCCUGGUUGAAGAACUGAAGCAGCAGAAUGCAGAUUUCCCUGAUGUCAGCACUGGCAUCUACGUGCUUGAAGUCGUUCCAAACUCCCCAGCUCAAAAAGGUGGAAUCAAAGACGGGGACAUCAUUGUCAAACUAAACGGACGGCCUUUGUCGACAACCAGCGAGUUGCUGGAAGCUGUGAUAAAUGAAUCCGCGUUGCUGCUGGAGGUUCGCAGAGGGAAUGAUGACUUGCUCUUCAACAUUGAACCUGAUGUCAUAAUGCAGUGAAACUGGACUACAGCCAUUUUGAACUGUGAACAUGGUCCUUCAAAUGAGGGUGUUUACCUGGCUAUAUUUCAGCGAGUCAGUGUGACUGUGCUGGAACUCACUGUUCCCAAUUACUGCAGGACUGGCUACAAAUAUAGUAGCAUACUGAACCAGUAAUGAUAUUUACAAAAUUGAAGUUGUUUAAUGUAGUUUCCAUUUAGAAUUUUCAUCAGCACCCUUUUUGCACACAAUACUGUAUGAAAACCAACAGGUGUUUUGAGUUAAAAUACAGAUAUAUCAUCUUGGUGUACAGUACUUCAGAGGGAGUGCACAGCGUAUUGAUUUCUCUAUAUUCGACAUUUCAAGGAAACAACCUCAGUUCUAUAAGUUAAUAUGGAAAAUAAAAUGACAUUGGUUCCGGAAACCUAAGCAUAUAUAGCAUAUAUGUUCAUAUAUAAAAGGGGUCUAUAUAUACUGUAUGUAAGGUAAAGCCAGAUGAGCUCUUGUUUAUCUUGUCAUGAAGCAAUGUGUGAACUACAGAAUAAUUCUUAUAGAAUUGAUGUCAUAGCAAUGUACAACGAUCUAUGCAACAGAAAUGUCACAAAAAAUCAAGCUGUUUGGACCUGCAGCUGCUGUAGUUGUAUAGCUGUUUGUUUUGAUUGUAUACGCUAGUUCACGUUGUUAAGGCAAGCUUUUGCUGGUGAGUAUAAUACCAUUAUACCACAAUACCAAAAACUUGUACAUGUUUUGUUGUUCUAUUAAUCAGUGCUGAAAUAAAUGUUUACAGAUACACAA
Acipenser ruthenus (sterlet) is the source of this 2716-nucleotide messenger RNA. Its product is annotated as serine protease HTRA3. NCBI's taxonomy places the organism in Eukaryota, Metazoa, Chordata, Actinopteri, Acipenseriformes, Acipenseridae. Gene Ontology annotation, molecular function: serine-type endopeptidase activity; protein binding. Bases 473 to 1942 code for a protein of 489 amino acids. The transcript is spliced from 10 exons. Gene Ontology annotation, biological process: proteolysis. The record is from RefSeq and is a predicted model, not a curated record. Gene Ontology annotation, cellular component: extracellular region.